Molecule: messenger RNA, 1925 nt
Organism: Engraulis encrasicolus (European anchovy)
Lineage: Eukaryota; Metazoa; Chordata; Actinopteri; Clupeiformes; Engraulidae
Product: verrucotoxin subunit beta-like
Exons: 5
Coding region: 78-1925 (615 amino acids)
Source: RefSeq, a predicted model, not a curated record
UUCAACACAGACAGCUGCACACUGCACACAGACCAGAACAAUUUGCAGGUACCUGCUCAUGUAACUGGACAGUAGACAUGGCAUCAUCUGAUAAGACUGCUGACGUCAUCGAGACUGCUGCCCUGGGAAGACCGUUCUGUCUUGGGAUGCUGUACGAUUGCCGAAGUGAAACUCUUAUUCCAGGUGUAACAUUGUGGAAUCCAGAGGAGCUAAAAGAUCAUAUUGUGGAGGACCAACCAAAUUCUGAAUAUAAUGUCAUUAAAUCUGACUCAAUUACUCAGAAGGCAGAUUCCUUCAAUAUAUCAGGAUCUCUUAAACUGUGUAUUCUUGGAGGAAAGGUUAAUAUUAGUGGAUCAGCCAACUACCUCAACAACACAAAAACAUCUUUGAAACAAGAACGGCUCACUCUUCAGUACACAACCACAACAAAGGUCAAGCGCCUAACAAUGUCUCAACUGGCACAUAAAAAUAUAACCUAUCAGGAUGUUUCAGGAAAUGGCCUUGCCACACACGUUGUCACUGCGAUCGAAUAUGGGGCAGGAGCUUACUUUGUCUUUGUCAGACAGUCAUAUGAAAGUUACAAAGACACAGAUGGAGAGGGGCAAGUCAAUGUCAUGCUGGAUAAGAUCAAAGGUUUCUCAGCUGAUGCAGAGGUAGCACUUACAUUGACUAAUGAAGAAAAGUCUGCCGUGGACACCUUCAGGUGUACUUUUCAUGGGGACUUCAACCUACCCAACAACCCAGUUACUUUCGAGCAGGCUGUUAACGCUUACAAAACACUACCAUCACUGUUGGGAGAGAAUGGAGAGCAUGCCAUUCCAGUCAGGGUGUGGAUGUACCCUCUGACGAAGCUGAACUCAGAAGCUGCAAAACUUGAAGGACAAAUUAGUGACAACCUCGUGAUAAGGACAACUGCAGUCAUAGAGGAAUUUAAAAAGACAGAGAUGAGAUGCAACGACCUGAAAAGCAUAAAUCCAAUACUUCCUGAAAUGGAGAAGAAGAUUCAGAUUUUCAUGAAAAACUGCUCUGUCUACAAGCUGCAGUUUACAGAGAAGCUUGGAUCAGUACUUCCAUCUAUCCGAGGUGGUGGACAAGAGGAGAUUGUCCUUACUGACAUCCUUGAAAAACAUGAGAAAUCGCCUUUCAACAGCAAAGAUCUGGAUCAGUGGCUAACCCAGAAGGAAAAUGAAUCACAUACGCAGUCCAUAAUACUCGGGCGACUAAAGGAAAUGGACGUAGACAUGGAUGCCAACCUGGACGAACUUUUGGUUGAUUUAAAUAGCAAAAAGAUUGUGAGCUUCUCAUUUACCUCUGUCGCCCAGACAGAUGAUUUCCUUGAGACACUGUCAAACUUUCUCAGCACGACAUUGAGAUGCCAGCAGGAGCCCAAAGAAAAGGAAGAAACAGGAAAGGAAGAGGAACAGAAGAUGAGCACAGGUUACCUCAGCCAUAAAAGGAAACGAAAAAUCAGGAAACAGUUAAACCUGUUUAAGAAGUUGAAGAUGUUACUGGGGGAUGAGGCGAAAUUCAUUGUUGGAUCACAAUAUGAUGCCAGUAACCCUGGGGUCUGUAUAUACGUAUGGGAAGAGGGGUCUGAUGACUUUGUUCCCUUCAAUGCUCCAUCCAAACCUGACACUCCAGUUGUCCAUAAAGCUCUCACGGAUGGAUUUAUACUGCAGGCAUCAAAAGCAGACUCUGCCACUGUUAAGUACGUGGUGGAAGUCAAACCCCACGAAGGAGAAUGGGAACGUCUAUCUGAGCAGACAAGCCCGGGAUGGGAAAUAACACGUGUGAAGGUGAUGCAGUAUGAUGAGCUGAAGAGCCGGUGGGAGAGCAGUUGGAGAGAAGAUGAACGAAGAGCAAAUAUUGGCAAGAGGAGUAUCGCCAAGUGUGCAGAGAAAGGUUGUGGAAAAGAUGGAAACUGA